This is a messenger RNA of Puccinia graminis f. sp. tritici CRL 75-36-700-3, 1656 nucleotides long. RefSeq lists its product as uncharacterized. The coding region runs from base 1 to 1656 and encodes 551 amino acids. The transcript is spliced from 5 exons. Gene Ontology annotation, cellular component: nucleus. Lineage: Eukaryota; Fungi; Basidiomycota; Pucciniomycetes; Pucciniales; Pucciniaceae. The record is from RefSeq and is a predicted model, not a curated record. Gene Ontology annotation, biological process: tRNA pseudouridine synthesis; mRNA pseudouridine synthesis. Gene Ontology annotation, molecular function: pseudouridine synthase activity; RNA binding.
AUGGAACCAACUGAAAACCAACAACAACAACCACAACCACAACAGCAGCAACAGCAACACCUCAAGAGGAAACCAGAGCAAGAACCAACCACGAUCGAUGGGGCACUCAGUCGACUACCCAAACGAAGGGUGGCCAUCAUGAUAGGCUACUACGGCAGAGGCUAUCAAGGAUCUCAGAUCAACCCAGGCACGAAGACCAUCGAAGGAACCCUCUUCAACGCAUUCGUUCGAGCUGGUUGUAUCACUCAGGACAACUCAACACAUCCUAACAAGGUCGGGCUACAGAGAGCUGCUCGGACGGAUGCUAACGUAUCGGCGUGUUGUAAUCUGAUCUCACUCAAGUUGAUCCUCAAUCCACCUGAAAUCGGACAAGACAAAAGAAUGGACCAACACAUCAAUCGAUUCUUACCAUCGGAUAUGAAAAUCUGGGAAAUCAUCCGAGUCCAAAACUCAUUCAACCCUCGUUCGUUCUGCGAUUCCAGAGUUUACGAAUACUCACUACCUACCUGGUUGUUCCUACCCCCUAAACCAGGCUCACCAUUACACCAGAGACUAAUGAAACUCAACCAAAAUCGCAUCAAGAAGACAGGAGAAGAAGAAGAAGACGCAGAAAAAGAAGAAGAUCCUGAAGCCAACUGGUGGAACGACCACUCAAACUUACUAGAGAAAGACUUCAAAUCGAUCCAAGCGGAGAGACGGGGGAGCUAUCGAAUAUCUCAGAUGAUGAUCGCCCGAAUCAAAUCUGUCCUCGAUCAAUUCAGGGGCACCCAUAACUUCCAUAACCUCACCGUCGGUAAAGCUUUCACCGAACGUAAUGCGGUUAGAAUCAUGAAAGAUUUCACAGUCUCCGAGCCAUUCUUGGUGGGUGGUUCUGAUCCGACUAACCCCAAGGAUGAUGAUGAUCAUCAGCCCCUCGAAAAUCCUCCAACCGAAUGGAUCUCGAUCACUUUCCACGGCCAGAGCUUCAUGCUCCAUCAAAUCCGAAAGAUGAUUGGACUGCUCGUCUUGGUAUGUAGAACUCGGACCCCAGUGUCGAUCAUUAAGCAGCUCUACGGUCCGAGAAAAGUCAGUAUACCCAAGGCACCCGGGAUCGGAUUGAUCUUGCGCAAACUCAACUUUCACGGUUAUAAUAAAAAAAUCCAACAUAUUAACGAGCAAACCCUACAGCGAAGAAAUAAGAAGAGGAAAGGUGCAAGAAACGGGGGUGAUCAAGAGGAUGAUCAGUUGAUGAUUUGGGACUCGAUCGAGUGCGAUCGGUUCGAAGCUCUUUUCGAGCGUUUCAAGUUGGAAACUUUGUUCAAUCGAAUCUUUCUCAAUCAAACCUCUCAGAUAUCCAACGAGCCUCAAGACUCAAACCCGAUCGCUGGGGAUCAAAAAGUAGAUCCUGUCGAAUUGGAUACAGUCAAAGAGGAAGAAUCGGGGUCCAAAAACUCAAAACCAACGUCCACCAAGCCUCCUAAAUCUAGUAGAGCGGCUCACAAAGACGACGAUGACGAUGACGAGAUUGAUGAAAAAGACGAGGAUGACGACGUUGUUCCUGUCGAGAAACUCGAGGGCGAGGAUCCAUUUGGGGUGUGGAUGAAUUACUUGGACGUUUAUACUGGACCUGAUCUUGACUUCUUGAAUCCUGAUGGGAUCUUACCUGAUGAUAAGUAA